Messenger RNA from Babjeviella inositovora NRRL Y-12698, 2337 nucleotides. It is a transcript of the gene PXA1, whose product is annotated as ATP-binding cassette long-chain fatty acid transporter. The record is from RefSeq and is a predicted model, not a curated record. Bases 1 to 2337 code for a protein of 778 amino acids. Gene Ontology annotation, biological process: fatty acid beta-oxidation; peroxisome organization; very long-chain fatty acid catabolic process. Gene Ontology annotation, cellular component: peroxisomal membrane. Lineage: Eukaryota; Fungi; Ascomycota; Pichiomycetes; Serinales. Gene Ontology annotation, molecular function: ABC-type transporter activity; ATP binding; ATP hydrolysis activity. The transcript has a single exon.
AUGAUUAACAUCUCCACGCUCUACGAAAAGCGACAGGAGUUGAUCUUUGUCGUGAAGGAGUUUAUCAAAUAUGUGAAGGAGAACAAAAAGAUUGACUACCGCUCCAAGCAUGUGGUGAUUUUUUUGGCCACCGUUCUCUCCACGGGUGUCGUUGGUGUCGUUUACGCCGUCCAGAAGCUCAUCAAUGACAUGCGUGAGAGACAGGCGAACAGACGCUAUACAUUCAAGCGCCGGUCGUCGGCAAUCAUCAAAAGCGGUGCCAGAGCUAUCUACAUUCCCCGCGGGAACAAAGAGGUGCGCAUAGCGAUCCCCAGACCGAACAUGGAUGUCUAUGAGGCGGACAAAUUCAAGUUCAAGAACUUCCAGAAGGAUUUGAAGUUAUACGAGAAGAGCAGCAUCUUCAAUUCGCGGUUCUUGAGGCAGAUCAUCAUCAUUUGGCAGAUAUUGAUCCCGCGAGUGUUCCAUAGAAACUCCUACUUCUUGGCGACCCAGUGCUUCUUCUUGGUGUUGAGAACCUGGUUGUCGUUGAUGAUUGCCAAGUUGGACGGUCAGAUCGUUAAAGACAUCAUUGGUGGUAAGGGGAGAAGCUUCAUCCGCGACUUGGUCUACUGGUUUGCGAUCGCCUUCCCUGCGUCGUAUACCAACGCCGCAAUCAAAUUCUUGACCUCCAGGUUGUCCAUCAACUUCAGAACCAACUUGAUGAGAUACAUCCAUGACUUGUACAUGGACAAGAGCAUGAUCUACUACAAGCUUGACUUGAACAACUCUGACCUCACCAACAUCGACCAGUACAUCACCAAUGACGUUACUAAGUUCUGUGACUCCAUCUGUGAUUUGUUCACCAGCAUGGGGAAGCCGAUGAUGGACUUGAUCUUCUUCUCUAUCUACUUGAGAGACAACUUGGGGACUGCCGGGAUUGUGGGGCUCUUUGCCAACUACUUCUUGACCGGAUACGUGUUGAAGAGAAACACUCCGGCGUUCGGCAAGUUGUCGAAGCAGAGAACCGAGCUCGAGGGUGACUACUACAACGCCCACUUGAAUUUGAUCACAAACUGCGAGGAGAUUGCGUUCUACAAGGGCUCGUUGUUAGAGAAGAUGAGAAUCAACAAGAUUUUCCUGCAGGUGACCAAACACUCCGAGAAGGAGCACGCCGUUAAGGUGCCUUACUCGGCCUUGGAAGACUACAUCUUGAAAUACACCUGGUCCGCCUUGGGAUACUUGUUUGCCUCCAUUCCUAUCUUUAUGGACGAACUUUUUGUUCCGGAAUCCAAAAAGAGCUCCAAGAAGCACCAGGUGAAUGAAGAAAAAAACAUGAGACAGUUCAUUGUGAACAAGAGAUUGAUGUUGAACAUGGCCGAUGCGGGUUCCAGAUUGAUGUACUCCAUCAAGGACAUUAGUGAAUUGACCGGCUACACCGACCGUGUGUUCUCGUUGUUGUCCAACUUGCACCAGGUCCACUCGCGUGACUUCCAGUACGGAAACAAGUUGGAGAAUGACAUCAACGGCACUAUUCAAACCAACUACCACGGGUUGAGAGUUGAAAAGUUGCCAGUUAUCAUUCCAUCUAGUGAAGGCUCUGAAGGGGUGCAGCUCAUCGAAGAAUUGUCCUUCCAGAUCAAGGAGUCCCAGAACUUGUUGAUCUUGGCAACUAACGGUGUCGGUAAAACCUCUAUCGGGCGCAUCAUUGCUGGCUUGUGGCCUAUCUACAGGGGAUUGUUGUCCAAGCCGGACGACUCUGACAUCUACUACUUGCCUCAGAAGACCUACUUCAGCAGCGGCACUUUAAGAGACCAGGUUAUCUACCCGUUCUCUCACGCCGAAAUGCUUGGGAUGGGGUACACCGACGAACACUUGUACCGUGUCUUGAGAGAUGUGAAGUUGGAGUAUUUGUUGGAUAGAGAGGGUGGCUGGGAGGUCAAAAAGGACUGGAAGGAUGUCUUCAGUGGCGGUGAGAAGCAAAGAAUGUCGUUAGCCAGAGUAGUCUUCAAGAGACCGCAGUUUGUCGUCUUGGACGAAUCCACCAAUGCCGUCAGCAGUGAUGUUGAAGACUAUUUGUUUGAAAUGUUGCAAAAGAAGAAGAUUACCUUCAUUACCUUGUCCCACAGACCUUUGUUGAUCAAGUACCAUGACUACUUGUUGGAUAUUCAGCCAGACGGGCAGUGGGAGUUUGUUACCUUGGGUACCGACGAAGGUAUCAGCUCUGUUGAGAAAGAGAUCCACGAGAUUGAAACCAAGUUGAGCGAAGUUGCCGCCUGGACCAGCAGAAAGGAGGUGGUUGAGGCUUACUUGGACGGUAAGACCGAGCCGAGUAUUUUGAUCGAAAGUGCCUCUUCCUAA